Molecule: messenger RNA, 3169 nt
Organism: Schistocerca gregaria
Lineage: Eukaryota; Metazoa; Arthropoda; Insecta; Orthoptera; Acrididae
Product: mucin-2-like
Exons: 2
Coding region: 43-2364 (773 amino acids)
Source: RefSeq, a predicted model, not a curated record
GCAGUGAGUGCUGCGCCAGACACAGCCAGACGCGGACGCAGCAUGAAGACGCCGAGGCCGCUGCCGCUGCCGCUCCCGAUGCUGCUGCUCCUGCUGGCGGCGCUGUCCGGAUGGAGCGGCCGUGCUGGGGCAUCGCCCGCCGGGGAGGUGGGCCUUCCCUCAAACAACCUGCUGCUAGGGCCGACCUUCGACGCCCGCCUCGCCUACGGAGGAAAAUUGCUGGCGAAGGACAAGGAGAGUGCCGACCAGGGCUACGUGUACGAAAAGCCGCCGCAACCGUUCACCUACCCCACCAGAGGGACAACCACCACCACCACCGCCAGACCCUUCACCUACACUACUAGGAUACCAGUCUCUUAUCUUCCCCCUGUAACCACUACCACAGCUAGACCCUUCACCUACACCACUCCGAAACCAGUCUCUUAUGUUCCCCCCUCGACUACCACCACCGCUAGGCCCUUCACCUAUACCACUCCGAAACCAGUCUCUUACCUUCCCCCUACAACCACCGCUAGGCCCUUCACCUAUACCACUCCAAAACCAGUCUCUUAUCUUCCCCCUAUAACCACUACCACAGCUAGGCCCUUCACCUAUACCACUCCAAAACCAGUCUCUUAUCUCCCUCCGUCAACUACCACCACAGCUAGGCCCUUCACCUACACCCCACCCACCACAACUGCGAGACCGUACACAUAUACAUUCGCUACAUCCACUCCUAAACCAGUCACCUACCUCCCUCCCACAACCACUGUGAGACCCUAUACUUACACAUCCCCUACGACCACUUUCAAACCAGUCUCCUACCUCCCUCCUGUAACAACUGUCAGGCCAGUUACUUAUACAUAUUCGACUACUACUGCCAAACCCUUUACUUACACCUAUCCUACGACAACUCGCAGACCCUAUUCAACAACCACAGCUCGACCUUCUACUUAUACAACGAGACCAACGUAUGCUACAACUGGUUAUACGACGCAGUCGCCGAGGGUAACGUUUACGUACCCCACGAGGCCACCGACUACCACUGCGAGGCCCUACACGUUCACCACUACAACGAGGCGCCCGACGUUCACGACUCCGAGGCCGACGCCGCCGCGCACUACAGUUAGAACGGCACCUCCUGUCACUGGAUAUAAGUACCCGUCUCCAACCGUCACUUUCACCUAUCCCACCAGACAGCCAACCACCACUGCGAGACCCUUCACCUACACAACCACCAGCAAGCCCAUCACCUACACCUACAGCACUACUACAGCUAAGCCCUUCACAUACACCUAUCCAACGACCACUUUGAGACCAUACACAUACAGCACCGUCAGAACAACCGGUUACCCCACAGUAUCUCCAAGUGUUACAUUCACCUACCCAACGAGACCUACAACCACCAGUGUCAGACCAUAUACAUUCACUACAACGACCAGGAGACCGACUUUCACCACUCCAAGACCUACAUAUUCGACAACAACACUGAGGCCUUUCACUGUUACAACUCGACAGCCAACAUUCAGCACCUAUAGACCCUCUCAGUCUACAACAGUCUUUACUGGCUACCAGAAGGAAUCACCUAGUAGGCCCUUCACGUACCCAACAACACAGAGACCUUUCACAUAUAGUACUACAACAGCGAGACCAACAUUCAUCACAACAACCACAAGGAGGCCAACAACAACAUUCCGACCUACAUUCAUCACGACAACCACAAGGAGGCCAACGACAACAUUCCGACCUACGACAAUCUACACUACGAGACUGCCAACCACUACUCUCCGGCCGUACACAUUCAGUACGACGACGCAAAGGCCAACUUUUUCGACUCAGACAACCCCCAAAAUAACUGGGUAUCCCAAGGAAACACCCAGCAGACCUUUCACAUACCCUUCAAGACUGCCAACGACAACCACACCUCGGCCUUACACGUACACCACUACAACUACUUUACGACCAGUCACUUUUACCACGACCUCUCCAAGGCCGACAUAUACAACACCAAGGCCGACAUUUACAACACCACGCCCCACGUACAGUACCCCUAGGUACACGUACACCACUCCGAGGCCGACAUAUACGACUCCGAGGCCGACAUAUACGACUCCGAGGCCCACAUACACAACUCCUCGGCCAGUGACAUAUCCUAGCACGCAGACAAUCUUCACUGGCUAUCCAAAAGAAUCACCUAGCAUCCCGUUCACUUACCCGCCACCAGGAGCGCCUGCAGGAGAAGCGAGGAAGAGUGCAGGACAACCUUUCUCAUAUCCAGCACUCUUUCCGGGAGCAGACUUUGACCUGCGCCUCUUGAAGAAGAGGUCUGCUCCCGUGAUUACAGGAGAGCUGCAGAGAAAGGAACGAGCCGACGAUGGAAAGUGAGUCUAUCUCUCAAUAGAAGCUAACCCGGGAGAUGGCUGUUAACUACUUGUUAAUUACUGUAAGCUACAUUGCGAGAAUAGUGCGUAAUCAUUAUCCUGGCCCUCUCACGACAGUUCAUCCACGAAUGUUAUUUGAGGCAGAUUACUAAGAAGCUCAGACGGCUUUCAGUGUCUCAGCCAUCAGUUUCAAGACAACCAUUCGUGUCUAACCCAGUAAGACUCUGAGAUGUGUAACGAAUUCUAGACACUCAUUUCGUGAAAUUUCUGUGCCAUUAAUUUCUUUGCCACAAAUACAGUGCAAACAGUCGUGUUGCAGACAUAUGUUCACAAGCGUUCACGGAAUUCUAAAGACAUAUCAUUUAAAGCUAAGUUGUUUGAACAGGGAGCACUUGACCGUAUCCUGUUUUUUCUGUGUGUAACUUUUUAGACAGAAUGAUAACACUCACAUGUAACUGGAAUUUCAGUUAUCACUCCGUUUCUUCUGUGUUAUCUCCGCCUUCAAUUGUGGCCAUAUAAACUUUGAUGUUACUGGAGCUGCUGUCAUCCUACCUCGAUCGGAAAUCGCCAAACUGGUAUCUGAAUCUGUGUCAAGUAGCUCCAUUUCAAUUUGUUAAUGUGAGUUGUGAAUAAACGUCCCUGAUAAUUGUCUGCUUUACAAUGCAUAAUCUACCAUCGUAUCAGAUUAACAAUGUCUUCUAAACAUUUACGCCAUUAAUGUGCCAUUUGUUAUUAUUUUCAACAGUUUUAUACGACAGAUAAAUGUGUAAGAAAUAAAAGAAUUAAAGGAAAAUAAAUAAAUAAUUAUA